This is a messenger RNA of Nematolebias whitei (Rio pearlfish), 3578 nucleotides long. RefSeq names its product un-named hu7912. The transcript has 2 exons. Gene Ontology annotation, cellular component: plasma membrane; apical junction complex. Gene Ontology annotation, biological process: cell-cell junction organization. The record is from RefSeq and is a predicted model, not a curated record. NCBI's taxonomy places the organism in Eukaryota, Metazoa, Chordata, Actinopteri, Cyprinodontiformes, Rivulidae. The coding region runs from base 219 to 3419 and encodes 1066 amino acids.
CACACACACAAAGCCACGAUCCGGAGUGAGCGCGCUGCUGAUGCAGAUAAGAUGAUGAAGGACGAGGGUUCGGUUCCGGAAGGCUCCCAGCAGGUGCACACGGACUGAAGCUGCGCCACACGGCUUCAUCAUGUCCACCGCAUCGGAUCAGCUCCCUGCAGACACGUCUUCAUCGAUCUUAUACAACACCAACCAGAGAGCCUUGGAUUUGCAUCAAGAUGACCAGGACACAUCCCCCUGAAUUACUGGCAUCAGCUUUUUAUCAGGACAUUACACCAAACACCAUCACUGACGACUCAGUUUUUCUUCGUCCCUCCAGGCAAUGUGACAUGAAAAUGAUUGAUAAAUCAGAGAUCAUCAACAAAAGACACUGCCGUAGUUUUGACUUCAUUGAAUCACUUGAUGAUCCACAGUCUUUCUCUUCCUCAAUGGAGUACCAUUACAAGAGGCCUGAGAUUCAGGCCCCGAACAAAGACCUCUGGAAUGGACUAGAUCAGCCAGGGCAUCUUCGUUUUUCAUCUCCGGAUCUUUUUAAUACCAAGCAGCACACUACUCAAGGCAAAAGCAGCUAUCUCACAUGGUCAGAUUCCAAAACGAGAUCAAGAUCUAAAAGUGCUCCAAGAGCCAAGGCUACCCUCACACCUGUGCCCAUCUUUGUAUCUCCACCAGUGGCCAGGAAGGGAAGGGAUGGCGCUCAGGCUGCUUUAGAUUCCUUAAAGACCUCUGAAACACAACGGGAAUCCUCCAACAGGGCUUUUUUGAAUGAAGUGCAUCCCAACAAACUUCAGCCCCACUCUCCUCUAUAUGUUUCAGACUGUUUUGAGGAGGAUAAACUAGACAAACCAACUGUUACCCCUCAUGUUAAAUGCCGUGUGGAUAUCAAACCAGAUGCUGCUGUACUGGAGCAUGCAUCAAGGCAAGUUUCUAACACACAAUCUGAUCAACUUUGGCAAAGAUAUUCUCAGGCCAGUAGCAGGUCAGGUCUGUAUGUACCACAACACAUUGUCUCCUCACCAACACCCACUCCCAGUGAAUGCUACAGUGGGGAUUUUAGGCAGGGAUACCUCUACACCAGCAGCUUGUCUCCUAUUUCGUACCAGCAUUUAGACAUGCACAGGAUGUCAUCACCAACAGCACCAUAUUUGAGUCAAGAACAAAGAGCUUACUCAAAUCCUAACAUACCGACUAAGUUUUUUUAUACAGAGGAUGCUGCUCGGUAUCCAGUCCAACCUUAUUCCAGACCAUACUUUCAGGAUGAUCGGUCCAGUCUUACCAGUAUUGGUAGUACUACAACAAGUCAGUAUGAUCCAAGGACUCGAUGGGUGCACACACUUCCUGCGAGAUCAUAUUACACAAACCACCACCAUAUCAACAGGGAGCCAGUUCACUCUGUAUAUAAUCAACCUUAUUCCACAAGUGAGACAGGCUCAUAUUUUUCUCAAGCUCCAUUCUCCAGAGCUUACUGUGAAGAAGAUGGUAGGUUCAGUCCAUACCACAUGAGUGGCUCAAGAUUGUUUUAUUCCAAAUCAUUCAACUCUCCUGAGGAACAGUACAUUCCAUCAAGGCCAUAUCACACAGAGGGUCGUCGACGCCCUCGAAUGUCUCAGGCCUUUUCAGACGACUGGUAUCGCUCAAGCAUAUCUGGUUUCUCUAACCAGUCCUCUCUAACCACACCACCAAAACUAAGACAAGACUCUAGUAUACCUCCAUGGUUUACAAAAAAUUAUACAGAGACACAUCAACUGGGAGCAGAUGUCAAAAACCAUUCCAAAUCUUGGGACAAUAUUAUAUAUCCACAUUAUGAAAGACGGCAACCUGUACCCCCACGUGGCCGAAGCUAUGAGAACCUAUUUUACCAAGCAAAGCAUAGGACAUCCUCUGACGUAACAGCUAAACCUGUCAUACUUAACCUGUCAAGUUCACCAAAACGUUAUGCUGCUUUGUCUAUGUCAGAAAACUCCUUGGAGAAGAAUUCAAGCAAUCCAUGGAGGAAUUCCAAGAGUGGGCACUGGUUUGUUACCCCAGAGAUUACCAUAACAGACAAUGACAUAUGUGCAGGUGGCAGCAGACAUCGUGAUAUUCACUCUGUUAGCUGGGAAUCCUCACAUGCUGAUAAGGGACCACCUCGGAGUGUGGUUAAUCAGAAGAACCCAUCUAACUUUACAAAUGUCACAAAUGAAAGGAAGCACAACAACUUUUCCCUUCAACAGAGUCUGGAGCAACUUGAUGAGCUCUUGGCUGAUCUGGUUGUUGACUAUAAGCCACCAACAAUCAAAAAGUCAAAUGAGAAUCUUUUAGAUCAAUUAAAACAACUGAUAACUGAUGACAAUGACAAAGACAUGGGGUCCUCUGGACUUGAAAAAUUAGAAAGUCCCAACACACAGCUCCCGUCCUCUAAAUCCAGCCCAGAUACAAUCAAAGACCCUGACAGUGGGUGUGAUGCUUUACAAAGGAGUGCAGAAGAAUGUUCUCCAGAUCACAGCACAGAUGAAGAUGACACAAUGGUGUGUGCUAACAAGAAGUGCAACCGAAUUGAGAGCAUGUUCAAUGCUUGCUUGUACUUCAAAUCAUGUCACAGUUGCUACACUUUUUACUGCUCUCGAAAUUGCCGUAGGGAUGACUGGGACAUCCAUAAAGAGACAUGCCUUUAUGGACGUGUCAGCAGUGUGUGUCGGCACACACUUAAGUUCUGCAGAGAGAAUUCGGAGAUCCACAAAGCCUUCUCACGCAUCGCUAAAUCUGGCUACCUCUCCAGAGGGAGAGGUGUUCUCUUUUUGGGUUUUGCCAAUCCAGAGACAACUGACAACUUCCUCCAAGUUGGGCUUGAAAGCCUCCUCAUCUCUCCCACUUACUUGUCUCUGAGAGAGCUGGAUGGCUUUAAGGACAACCUAGGUGAAUACUGCAAGGAGUUGCAGCAAGCAGGUAAUGAGUACGACCCCAGUGAAUGUUUCCUUUUGAAUGUAUCUAUAGCUGUUGGUGAAUUAGUGCCUAAUAGACCUUCCCCAAGGGUCCAAACACCAACAGUUCGAAAAUAUGCAAAGGUGUCGUUGGCUUCCUCAAGCCCUGACAAAAAAGUACUUAAGAAAGAUGAUGAACUGGAAACUCUUAUUCUCACACCACCACCAGGAACACCAGACAUUGACAAAGAAGGGGAGGAGGGGAGAAAAGCAAGAGAGGUGUGCUUUGUCAAUAUCCAACGUGCGCUCAGGACCAGGGGAGUCUUCCUUCGCCACGAGUACCCUAAAAUUUACAACCAGCUGUGUGAAUUUGUGGAGACCAACAAGAGGUUUACUCCCACAACAAUAUACCCAAUCGAUAAGAGAACAGGGAAACAGUUUAUGUGCAUGAUCAUGGCUGCAUCUGAGCCAAGGUCACUUGAUUGGUUGGGUACCCCUCACCUCUUAGAUGAUAUUAUAUAACAUAGCACUAAGAAUUAAUGGUAAUGAUGUCAGCAACAUUAAAUGUACUUAUUGUAAAUAUGUGUUGUGGUUUAGCAAGCUGAACACUGAUUUGUAUGAGUGUACAAAGGUGACUUAUCCUGUUUAUGUUUCCUUUUUUAAUCUUAAUUCUGUCCUUUG